GUGGUGCAUUGAUGAUCUACAUGGGCUUUCUGGUGUGGACGACAUGUUCGGCAGCACCAACGCAAUGUCACUUCAACUCUCAAGCACUGUGCGAAUAUGAAGGGAAGCAGUACACUAUGGGAGAGAGCUGGAUGGAGCAGGGCUGUGUGCAGUGCACCUGCCUGCACCCCGUGGGAGUGGGAUGCUGCGAGACUGUCCAUCGGCCUGUGGACUUCCCUCCUUGGUGUGAAGUUCGAGUUGAAUCUCUGACCUGUCAGGUCACACUGGUGAUGACGUCUGAUCCUCGUCUGCCCUGCAUUCCUGGAGAAGAGAACAGCAUUGACCCAAUACAUGGAGCAAUGAACAGGCUGGCAGGUUAGCUUGGAUGGGAGACCAAACACAAAUUAUAUGGCUAACAUACACCUUUUUCACUAUUAUGUGUGAGAUGUGAUAUUACACAUUAUAUAGCAACUGUAUUAACAAAACAUAACCAUUACCAUUUAAGCUGCACUUAAAGCAAGGAAGUGGUCUGGCAGGUACAGCAUGUAGGAACGAAAACAGGUGCUCUUGAGCCCUGUAUCUGAAUAAUGUAUUGAAGUGAAGGACAAAUCAGAAGUUCUUUUUAUUGAUGGUUGUGUAUGUAUGUGUGCAUUUUCUACCAUACUACUACUAAGUAAUUACAUGACUAUAACAAGUUAUUAGCACCGCAUGUCCUGUCAUUGUCCUUUACAGCUCAUUCCCUCUGAUUUUCACUUCCAUAGUAGACUGAUACCCCUUGAUGCCUAAAUAGUCUAGAUGUCUCUGAAAACAAACUCGUCAGGAGGCAUAAGCUUCUCUGCAACCUAAAAUAAUUUGAGAAGAAAACUUGCUAAUGUUUCUGAAAUUGGUUAUUUUAAGCAGCAUUGCCAAAACUUUUCCAUCAUGUAUGCACUAUUGUAAAU
Messenger RNA from Myxocyprinus asiaticus (Chinese sucker), 920 nucleotides. Its product is annotated as prostate-associated microseminoprotein-like. The coding region runs from base 12 to 359 and encodes 115 amino acids. The record is from RefSeq and is a predicted model, not a curated record. The transcript has 3 exons. Lineage: Eukaryota; Metazoa; Chordata; Actinopteri; Cypriniformes; Catostomidae.